Molecule: messenger RNA, 237 nt
Organism: Miscanthus lutarioriparius
Lineage: Eukaryota; Viridiplantae; Streptophyta; Magnoliopsida; Poales; Poaceae
Source: the annotation of a GenBank genome assembly
AUGUGGGAGUCCACCACCGUCCUGCGCUUCGUGUGCGGCCUAUUGAAGGAACCACGGUCCAUGGAGGAGAUUCAGGAGUUCAUGAACCAUCUGCUGCGCCUACGCAUCCGCGGAGGCACGCCGCUAGACACGUGCGAGUUCCGUCUCCUCGGGAAUGAGUUCGACAUGAGUCGCAUCUUGCAUUGGAUCCGUAUAGCUCUCCAGUGCAAAGUCCGGCUGCUCGAGCUCAUGUGUUAG